AAACGCGUUCAAUAUAUAACUGAAUGUCAAAAGUCACAACAAACAGCUGUCGGUUCGGUUGCUUGGUCCGUCGAAUGCGGGAUUUCAUUUGUUUAGGAAACCCAAACAAAGUCACUCCGCUUUUAACCGAACGCGAAAAAUAUUCUUAAAAAUGGGCUCCAACACGGACUCGAUCACUUCGUCGGCUACCACCAAAAAGUCGAUGCAGGCUCACCCGCCUGGUCGCAAGAAGUCCGGUCCGAAAUUCGAGCUGUCCGACGAGCAAAAGGCCGACAUUAAGGAAGCCUUCGACCUCUUCGACACCGAAGGCUCAGGCCUGAUAGACAUCAAAGAGCUCAAAGUGGCCAUUCGGGCGCUGGGCUUCGAACCGAAAAAGGAAGAGAUCAAACGCAUGACCGCGGAAAUCGACAAAGAUGGAACCGGGAAGCUGUCCUUCGCCGACUUCUUACAGCUGAUGUCUGUGAAGAUGGCCGAGAAGGAUACCAAGGAGGAGAUACUCAAGGCCUUCCGACUGUUCGACGACGACGAUACAGGGAAGAUCUCGUUCAAGAAUCUGAAGCGGGUAGCCCGCGAGCUGGGCGAAAACCUGACCGACGAGGAGCUGCGGGAAAUGAUCGAUGAGGCGGAUCUCGAUGGAGAUGGCGAGGUCAAUCAGGAGGAGUUCCUGCGAAUCAUGAAGAAAACCAGUCUGUACUGAGGAUGGCGGCGAAAUGCGGGCUCGGCGCGGCCCUGUCCAGUGAUCCAAAUUUGUGCUCUCCAUUCCUUAUCUGCUCGGGUACCUUGCCUACAAACUAAGUUAUUCCAUGUACUUGAUAGAGUUUUAAGUUAGCUUUUAAUGCGUUAGCACGUCUCGCGGUCGCCGCAUUCGAUUUAAUGAUUGUAAUGUAAACGAUAAACCCAAAAAAUGCUAGAUAAAAGGCUUUAAAUUAUGCACAGCCAAGCGAAAUGCAACAAUAAAUAUUUUCUGAUGUGUAUAUGUGAGACGAUAUUCGGAAAAAUACAUGUUCAGCUGCCAAGGCGCACAUAUUGUAAUCGAA
Hermetia illucens (black soldier fly) is the source of this 1037-nucleotide messenger RNA. RefSeq names its product caltractin-like. The record is from RefSeq and is a predicted model, not a curated record. Gene Ontology annotation, molecular function: calcium ion binding. The transcript is spliced from 2 exons. Gene Ontology annotation, cellular component: centriole; centrosome. Gene Ontology annotation, biological process: centriole replication; mitotic cell cycle. NCBI's taxonomy places the organism in Eukaryota, Metazoa, Arthropoda, Insecta, Diptera, Stratiomyidae. Bases 152 to 697 code for a protein of 181 amino acids.